AUGACUGGAGAUGCAGAUCAUUGCAACAAGUGCCCUGACGAUCAGCAUCCAAACAGGAAUCAGGACCAGUGUAUCUCCAAGCAUAUUGUCUAUUUAGCUUAUGAAGAAUCCUUGGGAAUAAUUCUGGCUUCAUUUGUUCUUUUCCUUUCUCUGAUAACGUUUGUGGUUAUGUGGAUCUUCAUUCAACACCAGGAGACUCCCAUCGUCAAGGCCAACAACUGGAACAUCACCUGCACCCUCCUCAUUUCCCUAUUACUUUGCUUUCUCUGCUCCUUCCUAUUCAUUGGAAAGCCUGGGAAGGUGGCCUGCCUUCUCCGUCAAACAGUGUUUGGGGUUGUCUUCUCCCUGGCUGUUUCUUGCGUGUUGGCAAAAACCAUCACUGUGGUUCUGGCCUUCAUGGCCACCAAGCCAGGAAACAGGAUGAGGAAAUGGGUGGGGAAGAGGCUGGCAGGGUCAGUCAUCUUCCUUUGCACUCUUAUUCAAACUGGCAUCUGUGCACUGUGGUUGGCAACCUCUCCUCCCUUCCCAGAGUUCGACAUGCAUUCACAGACCACCCAAAUCACUGUGCAGUGCAAUGAAGGAUCAGCCCCCAUGUUUUAUACUGUCUUGGGCUACAUGGGGCUUCUGGCCAUCAUCAGCUUCACUGUGGCUUUCUUUGCCAGGAAGCUGCCUGAUACUUUCAAUGAAGCCAAGCUCAUCACUUUCAGCAUGUUGGUUUUCUGCAGUGUUUGGCUAUCCUUUGUCCCCACCUACUUGAGCACCAAAGGAAAAUACAUGGUGGCUGUGGAGAUCUUCUCCAUUUUAGCCUCUAGUGUGGGUUUGCUGGGCUGCAUCUUCUUCCCCAAGCUCUAUAUUAUUGUACUUAGACCAGAAUUGAAUGCCAGGGAUCAACUAAUAAGGAAACAGAACUCUGCCAUCUGA
This is a messenger RNA of Lacerta agilis (Sand lizard), 921 nucleotides long. RefSeq names its product vomeronasal type-2 receptor 26-like. Gene Ontology annotation, molecular function: G protein-coupled receptor activity. The transcript has 2 exons. Gene Ontology annotation, cellular component: membrane. The coding region runs from base 1 to 921 and encodes 306 amino acids. Gene Ontology annotation, biological process: G protein-coupled receptor signaling pathway. NCBI's taxonomy places the organism in Eukaryota, Metazoa, Chordata, Lepidosauria, Squamata, Lacertidae. The record is from RefSeq and is a predicted model, not a curated record.